Molecule: messenger RNA, 372 nt
Organism: Ilex paraguariensis (yerba mate)
Lineage: Eukaryota; Viridiplantae; Streptophyta; Magnoliopsida; Aquifoliales; Aquifoliaceae
Source: the annotation of a GenBank genome assembly
AUGAUAACCAGAUGGCUCGGAUUUGGCAUUGCUGUGGCUCCAAGUUGCAUCUGCGGGGAAGGUCUUGAGCCCUCUGCUCCAUCUGUCGCCUCUCCUCAGCCUGUCUGCCACCCUCCUGCUGCCGCUGUCUCUGCCUCACCGCCUCAUUUACAGCCUCACAACGGCACUCCUCGUCAAUGUUCUGCAACUGUUGACAGCACUGGCGGAGGUACUGCUCUUGCUCCUCCUGCUCUCGUGGGUUCAGAGCCAGGUCAUAGGGGCUUCUCUGCGACAAGUACCUUUGGCAAUGGGGGAGUUGCUGCUCCCUUUGGAUUUGCUCACGGCAUUCCUGCGAUUCCCUCGGGUUCCCUUGCUCCACCACGGUGGUGGUGA